UAUUCGCUCGUUCCGAGCGGCUACCAGCGCUACUCCGCUGCAGUCUGGCGUCGCUGGUCGACGACGUUGCCCGAUUAUAUCGUUGCUACUGCUAUACCGCUACCGUUGCUGUAUGCUCUACUGCUGCUAGAUUAUAAAAUUGUGCGCGCGCGUGUGAGUGUGUGUCGACUGUGUGUGUGUGUGAAAAGCUGCACGCGGCCCAGUUGCGCGUCGCGAAUCGUCUUUAUUAUCAUUAUUAUUGUCAAAAGUGUGCGCGCUGCCGUGUGUGGAGAUCUUUUUCAAGCUCUGGUAUACCCCAAAAAGUCGGGGACGCGGGGACUACUUAUACUAUGUAUACGAGUCGACGAAUAGCACGUAUACUCGUGAAACGCUGCACGCAACCCAAUAACCCCAUCUCGCGACUGCUGCUGCCGCUGCUGCACCGCUGCUGCUGCUGAUGCUGCUGAUGCUAAAGUGUAGUGUGCUAGUGAGCAAGAGUGAGCAUAAUAUAUAAUAAUGUGAUGUCAGUGCGUGUGUUGUGUUGUUGAAUAAGAAUACGAGAAAAAAUAAUGUGUGUGACGCUCGAUCGGUUGUCAUAAUCAACAGUUAAUUGGGAAACGAUAUAAUACACGAGAGCCCCACCUCUUGCUCUCUCGUCGCUCACACUCUCUUACGUGCAUCCAUAAAUAAAAAACGAAAUAACAACGAGUGACAAGAAGAAAGCAAUGAAAAGUCGGCCGUACGUCAAGUGCGCGGCGAUCCUGUGCAUGAGCAGCGGAUCUGGCGACGAGCAGGAUCAAGAGGACGACGAGGACGAUCAGAGACAACGUCUCCUCCCGUUGUGCACGAUGUGAUAUUCAGUGGCAUUUAAGCUCUCUACAACGACGUCGACGACGACGACGACGACGAUCAUGUCCGAUAUCGCUGCUGCCAUUUAGUGUAGCGCAAGCACACACACACACAGGUUCAGCCUGCGAGCGAUCCAUUUAAAUAUCUCCAGUGAAUGCGACACAACGAGACAAAAGGAAGUGCGCGAGACAAGAGGAAGAGCGAGAGAGCAUCAGCCGGGCGUCAUCGCGUUGGCGGCACCCAAUGGAUAUCUUUGCGGAGAGGCCAAGCGCCGAGGCUAAGACAAAGAUACUGACGGCGUCUGACGAGCUCAGAAUGAGUUCCUGCGGGGUGUACCUGUCUCAGCUGCGAGCCAUGCUCGUUAGGAAUCUGCUGCUCAAGAAGCGAGAAAAAAGAAAAACGAUCGUGGAAAUUUUCUUGCCGCUGUACAUCCUCGGCAUACUGAUCGUGGUGAAAGUUUUGAUACCGAAUCCAAAUUAUCCCGCCAUCGUCGCCCAGAGGCAGGAGGGCGACAUCUUCGAGUUCUUCAAUGGUUACAAGAAUAACACCAUUGCCGUUGUGCCGAAUACAACAGAGACCCUUACUUUUUUAAACAAUAUGAACGUGUUGUGGAUGUCCAUGUGGGAUCGUCCAGCUAGGUAUAAUUUGAACUUCAUCGUAUUCGAUACGAAGGACGAGCUGCAGGCCGCCUACUGGAAGGAGCCCUACAGCAUACCCCUCGCAGUGAUAUUCGAGGAUCCGAAGCCAAUUUCUAGUAAUUUAUUAUACGAGAUACGAACGAAUCCCGUGUACACGGCGCCACCCUCGCCCACCGAGAUGUUCUCCUCGGGCGUCACCUGUCGCAAGGAGACCAACUGGAUGGGCGGCAUGCUGUCCAUCGAGACGGGCGGCUCCUGCCCAGUCAACAAUUACUUCCUGUCGGGCUUCAUGGCGCUCCAGCUCAUGAUGGACUUCACCAAGAUCCGCCUGGACACGGGCAUCAGCGAGAUCAUGAUACCCGACAUCAGGCUCGAGCUGUUCCCGAAGGAGGCCUUCACCGCCGACUGGAUGCUCGCCUUCCGCGUGGUCAUACCGCUCUACAUGGUGAUCGCCCUGUCGCAGUUCAUCACGUAUCUGCUGAUAUUGAUCGUGGGCGAGAAGGAGAAGAAGAUCAAGGAGGGCAUGACAAUAAUGGGCCUGAAGGAUUCGGUAUUCUGGCUGUCUUGGUUCAUCAUUUACGCUAUUUUCGUACUGAUCCUGUCGGCGGUGGCGGUGGUACUGCUGUUCACUCUGCAGAUGUUCCAGCACACUCACUUCCUACCGAUAUUCCUGCUGGUCGUACUCUACAGCUUCUCCGUGAUCAUGUUCGCCUUCAUGAUCACGCCCUUCUUCGACAAAUCACAGACGGCCGGCGUACUGGGCAACUUCGCGGUGACGAUUCUCAGCCUCAUGUACUUCAUACAAGUGUUCGUGGACGACUCGAGCUCGGUGUCGUUCUGGCUGGUCUCGCUGCUCUCGCCGACGGGCGUCGCCCUGGCCAUGGACAAGGCGCUGGUGCUCGAUCUCCAGGGCGAGGGAGUGAACUUCGACAAUCUGUGGUCGGGGCCGGGUAUACCGUUCGGCGGUAGCCUCGUCAUGAUGACCCUCGACAUAUUCCUCUACGCGUUGCUGGCCUACUACCUGGACUCGGUGUUGCCCUCGGAAUACGGCGUCAAACGUCCACCCUGGUUCUGCUUCAUGCCGAGAUUCUGGUGCAAAAAGUCCAAAGCUCCAAGAGUAAGUCGCAUCUCUCGAUGUGUAUCCCGCAAAAACGACUCGACAUUCGUAACACGAUUAUUAUUUUCUCGAUCGCAGGCAGCCACGGUGAACGGCGAAUCGAAUUCCUUCAUACCGGGCGAGGAGACGAAUCGCGACGUCGAGCCGGUGGUGCGCGAGAUGAAGGGCCGCGAGGCCAUACGCAUCGUCGACCUCUACAAGUCCUACAGCAAGUGUCGCCGGGCCGAGGUCAAGGCCGUCAACGGCAUCAAUCUCACCAUCUACGAGGGCCAGAUCACUGCGAUCCUCGGCCACAACGGCGCCGGCAAGACGACCCUGUUCAACAUACUGACGGGCCUCACGGCCCCCACGACGGGCACCGCCCUCAUCUUCGGCUACGACGUGCGCGACUCCAACGACAUGCGCACCAUACGCAGCAUGACGGGCGUCUGUCCGCAGCACGACAUACUGUUCGAUCUGCUCACACCCCGCGAGCAUCUCGAGUUCUUCGCGGCGGUGCGCGGCAUACCGCGCAAUCAGAUCGAGCACGAGGUGAAGAAGACCCUGAAGGACAUCGACCUGACGGAGAAGGCCGACACCUUCGCCAAGUACCUGAGCGGUGGCCAGAAGCGCAAACUCUCCGUGGGCAUCGCCAUCAUCGGCGACCCCAAGAUCAUCAUACUGGACGAGCCCACCGCCGGCGUGGAUCCGUACUCGCGUCGACAGAUGUGGUCGUUUCUGCAGUCGCGACGCCACGGCAAGGUCAUACUGCUGACGACGCACUUCAUGGACGAGGCCGACAUACUGGCCGAUCGCAAGGCGGUGAUCAGCAAGGGCAAGCUGCGCUGCUGCGGCAGCUCGCUCUUCCUCAAGAACAAGUUCGGCAUCGGUUAUCAUCUCACGCUGGUACUGGAGGGCAACGUGCGCGAGAACGCCAUAGCCCGGCUGGUCUCGUCGCACGUCAGCAAGUCCGAGAAGGCGCGCCGCCACGGCCGCGAGCUCAGCUUCAUACUGCCGCACAACUCGGUGGACAAUUUCGCGCCCCUGUUCUCGGCGAUCGAGCACGAGAUCAGGACCAAGUCGCUGCGCCUCGGCAUCAGCAGCUACGGCGUGUCCAUGACGACCCUCGAGGAGGUCUUUCUGCAUCUGGAGAAGGACGAGGAGACCGACACCACCAUGGACAAUCUGUCCAAGAAGAUGGUGCGCAAUCGUGCGUUGAGCCGAUCGCUGUCGCUGCAGAGCAAGAGCACCUCGUAUCAGAGCCUGCAGAACGAGGGCAACGUGGUGCAGAACGACAACGCGCUGAAGGGCACGAGCGACUGCCCGGACGGCACGUCGCAGGACAAGAAUCCGCAGAUACUCGGCCUGGGCCUGGAUCCGAUCAAGAUUCAGCCGCGCGUCUUUCAGACGUUCUACGCCAUGCUGAAGCUCAGAGUGCUCAGGCUCAUGAGGAGCAUACAGCUGCUGUACUUCACGGUGGUCGCGCCGCUCACCCUCGUCUUUCUCGGCCUCUAUCUCAACAGCAUACAGACGGUCGAGGUGAAGAUGCACAGCCUCGAGCUCAACGACGACAGCUACGGCGACGACACUCGGCUCAUGUACAUCAACAGCUCGGGUCGCGACAUCAGCCCGGUGGUGAAUCAGGUCUCGAACAUCGUGGGCCGCGUGGCCGAGUACAACGGGACCUUCGCGGAGCUGCUCAAACGCGCCCCCCACAUGGCCGUGCUCAACUUCACCGAUUACAAUCUGUCGCGCAUGAACUUCACCGUCAUGUACAACGACACGAUGCAGCACUCGCUGCCCAUCGUGCUCAACGUCUUCACCAACGCCUUCUACGAAUUGUUGAACCCGAGCAAGGUGAGCCCGAUCCGAGUCAAGACCCAUCCGUUCCAGCAGAUGUCGCAGCCGCAGGAGUUCAACAUCGGCAUCGCCAGCUCGGCCCUGUUCAUCGGCAUGGAUCUCGUGCUCGUGCCCAUAACCCUCGCCGUCGACAUGGUUUACGAUCGCGAGAUCAAGGCGAAAAAUCAACUGCGAGUCAACGGGCUGUCGUUCACCAUGUACUUCUUCACGUACUUCGUCGUGCUGAUCGGCCUCAUGUCGUUCAUCUGCCUCGGCAUACUCGGCAUCAUCUUCCUGUUCGACGUGCCCUCCCUGCAGGAGGUGCCCGCGCUGCUCACCUUCGGCGGCCUCAUCAUGCUCUACUGUCCGGCCUCGAUCAUGUUCUCCACCUCGCUGGCCUACAUGUUCGACAAGAUGGACUCGGCCCAGAGCUUCCUGCCCAACAUCGCCACCUUCAUCGGCCUCAUACCCUUUCUGCUGGUGGUGGCGCUCGACAUGCUCGGCGUCGGCGGUGUCGCGGCCUUCACUCUGCACGUCAUCUUCUCGCUCUGCAACACGAUGUACGUGCCGUACGCCGCGCUCUACUACAUCGAUCGGGUGCACCUCAUGUGCUCGAUCAACGCCGCCUGCCAUCACCUCACCAUCUGGAGCUACAUGACCACCGAGAUCAUCGUCAUGGGCGUGGGCGUGGUGCUGCACUGUCCCGUGCUGUUUCUCGUUCUCCUCCUGCUCGACACCAAGAAGAACGGCGGCAACGUCAAGGACUUUUUCAAAUACUUCAUCCGCAACGGUGGCUCUAUCGGUGAAGAGAUAAUGGAGAACAACGACGUGGGCGAUCACGAGGACGUUGAUGUGAAAAACGAGAGACAGAAAGUGUUCAACAUAAUGAGUGCGUCGACGGUGCAAGAGCCACCCGUUGUUUUAGUUCAGAACCUCCGCAAAGAGUACCGCCAGCAGGAGUCGAUACAGUGCAACUGCUGCUCGAGGCGCGAGGAGGAGCAGCAGCCGCAGCCCACGAAGAAGAUCGCCGUGCGCAAUCUCUCGCUGUCGGUCGAGCCGGCGGAGGUGCUCGGCCUGCUGGGCCACAACGGCGCCGGCAAGACCACCACCAUGAAGAUCAUCAUCGCCGAGGAGGCGGCCACCCGCGGCCGCGUCCAGAUCGGCGGCAACAACAUCAACAGCUCGCUGUCGGACGCCUUCAGGCAGCUCGGCUACUGUCCGCAGCACGACGCACUCUGGAAGAACAUCACGGUGCGCGAGCACCUCGAGUGCUACGCCGCCAUCCGGGGGGUGCCCUGGCGCGAGAUCAGGCGCAUCGUCGAUCUCUACCUGUCGGGCCUGCAGAUCUACGAGCACGCGGACAAGCAGGCGCAGGAGUGCUCCGGGGGCACGAGGAGGAAGCUGAGCUUCGCCAUGGCCAUGAUAGGCGGCCCCAAGGUCGUGCUCAUGGACGAGCCCAGUACCGGCAUGGAUCCUCGCUCCAAGAGGUUCCUCUGGGACACCAUACUCGCCAGUUUUCAGGGCGGCAGAGGGGCCAUCCUGACGACGCACUCGAUGGAGGAGGCCGACGCCCUGUGCUCGCGCGUCGGCAUCAUGGUCAAGGGCGAGCUGCGCUGCAUCGGCUCGACCCAGCACCUCAAGAACCUCUACGGGGCCGGCUACACGCUGGAGAUGAAGCUGCUGGGCGGCGACAGCACCCCGACCACGCCCUCGGGCAAUCGGGUGGAGCUACUCAAGGACUUCGUCACGGGCCUGUUUCACGACGCCACCCUCGAGGAGAGCUUCGCCGACAGGCUCGUGUUCGGCGUGCCCCAGCACUCGGUGCAUUCGCUGGCCGAAUGCUUCACGCAGCUCGAAAAAGCCAAAAUCGAGCUCGACAUCGAGGAGUACAGCUUCAGCCAGACGACGCUCGAGCAGGUCUUUUUAAAGUUCUCGCAUUACGACGAAGCCGACGCGGUUGAUUGAGUGCAGAGCUGUGGCUCCGACAGAGUCACGCAGCUUUGAGUCAACAAAACCAACCAACCAACCACACACACGGAUGUAAAACAAUUCAUUGUAUAAAAAAAUAAUCCAAAGAAGAACGAACAACCAAAAAAACUUUCCGCGUGUCUUUUCACGGGCGAAAAGACUACGGCUUCAACUUAUAUAUAAAUAAAAAUAUAUCGUAUAUAUUACCCCCCUGCGAACCGGAGGGACCAUCGCGCAUCGCUUUGAAUUCGCAGCAGGGCCGCCGCCGCCGCUAAAUCCACAUCGAUCGACAAAAAAAAAAGAAAGAAAUAACGUCGUGUUCACGAACGUCGUCCUUGAUUAUUGCGAUACAUUAUGUAUCGAGACGAGAGACGCGUGCUGAAUCAUCGGUACCGACUCUACACACUACGGGAGAAAAAAAAUUACUAUACAUAGCGUGUACAGACUCUUUUCUUCUUCGUUCACUUUUUUUUUUAAAAAUCGUUUAUUUAUACAUAGCUGUAGAUAUGUCAUCGAUUGUUUUGUGUAUCAUAUACUUGUAUACAUCGAUGAAAUUCAUCGCGUCUGACGAUUGAACGCAUGGGUGCCGUUUUUUCGUACCUCGUACAACGGACGAGUAUUAUAAUUUGUAAAUAAAAUUAUAGGCCACGCGAGUGGCGAUCGAAAACAAAUUUUUAAUGACAUUAAUGAUAAAUCGAAUGAGGAUACAAGAUGUUUCUUUCGUUCCUGCUUUGUACAUUAUAUUACGUGAAACUAGUGAGUUUUUUCUAACGUUUGUUAUUAGGUAUACGAUAAUAAAUAUUAUUACCGAAUGAAAAUAAUUAAUAAUAAAUGAUAAUAUUAAUAUAAUGUUAAGU
Messenger RNA from Trichogramma pretiosum, 7226 nucleotides. RefSeq names its product ATP-binding cassette sub-family A member 5-like. Gene Ontology annotation, cellular component: intracellular membrane-bounded organelle; membrane. The transcript has 16 exons. Lineage: Eukaryota; Metazoa; Arthropoda; Insecta; Hymenoptera; Trichogrammatidae. The record is from RefSeq and is a predicted model, not a curated record. Gene Ontology annotation, molecular function: ATP binding; ABC-type transporter activity; lipid carrier activity. Gene Ontology annotation, biological process: lipid transport; transmembrane transport. The coding region runs from base 1072 to 6366 and encodes 1764 amino acids.